Molecule: messenger RNA, 1108 nt
Organism: Neogale vison (American mink)
Lineage: Eukaryota; Metazoa; Chordata; Mammalia; Carnivora; Mustelidae
Product: retinitis pigmentosa 9 protein
Exons: 6
Coding region: 14-679 (221 amino acids)
Biological process (GO): RNA splicing
Source: RefSeq, a predicted model, not a curated record
CGGGCGGGCCGCGAUGUCGUCCCGGCCGGGACGCGACGAUGCAGGGGCCGGGGGUGUGCGGCGGCCGCGGGAGCCGGCCGAGCAGGAGCUGCAGCGGCGCCGGGAGCAGAAGCGGCGGCGGCACGACGCGCAGCAGCUGCAGCAGCUCAAGCACCUGGAGUCCUUUUAUGAAAAACCUCCUCCUGGGCUUAUCAAGGAAGAUGAGACUAAGCCGGAAGACUGUAUACCAGAUAUGCCAGGCAAUGAACAUGCCAGGGAAUUUCUGGCUCACGCACCAACGAAAGGACUUUGGAUGCCACUGGGGAAAGAAGUCAAAGUUAUGCAGUGUUGGCGUUGUAAACGGUAUGGUCACCGAACAGGCGACAAAGAAUGCCCUUUCUUUAUCAAAGGCAACCAAAAGUUAGAACAGUUCAGAGUAGCACAUGAAGAUCCCAUGUAUGACAUCAUACGAGAGAAUAAAAGACAUGAAAAGGAUGUAAGGAUACAGCAGUUGAAACAGUUACUAGAGGAUUCUACCUCCGAUGAGGAUGGGAGCAGCUCUAGUUCCUCAGCAAGUAAAGAGAAACACAAGAAAAAGAAGAAGAAAGAAAAGCAUAAGAAAAGGAAGAAGGAAAAGAAGAAGAAGAAAAAACGAAAGCACAAGUCUUCCAAGUCAAAUGAGAGUUCAGACUCAGAUUGAACAACUCGACUUUUUCAACAUUCUCUACUCCCACAUCAGACACUGCGGCCAAAGACCAGAGGCGUGCAAUCUGGGAGGACUAGGAUAGAGCAGGGUAUUUGGUGUCCUGCAUGUGAAUUCUCACCUGCCUUCCAGCAGAUAUGUGACCCCAGGAGGGUGAGUUUUACUUUUCCGGGCACUAGCUCUGGACAGCGGCUGAUGUCAGGCAGGAGAGCUUUGUCCAGUGUUGUCCUCCCGCUGAUCCCUGCAGUUUGUGAUUCCCUCAAGCUGCCUCUGCCAGGGUGGCCGGACCAAGGAAUGAGUCUCUGAGGAUGCUCCAGGUGCUGCUGCAGCCUUUCCUCCCCAGGACGCUACUUAAUUCCUAGAGACUUCAGGUUUGACUUUCCUCUGUUGUCCAGGAUAAUAAAAGCUUGUUAUUUAUUUUUUAAA